This is a messenger RNA of Urocitellus parryii (Arctic ground squirrel), 573 nucleotides long. It is a transcript of the gene Tcl1a, whose product is annotated as TCL1 family AKT coactivator A. Gene Ontology annotation, molecular function: protein serine/threonine kinase activator activity. The record is from RefSeq and is a predicted model, not a curated record. Lineage: Eukaryota; Metazoa; Chordata; Mammalia; Rodentia; Sciuridae.
AUGGGGGAGGGUCCGUGCGCCCCCSGCCCCGCGGCGCAGCUGCUGACGAUGCGCGCGGGCUUCCCCAGCCCSGGGUCUGCGGAGCUAGCCUGUUACCUAGCGACUCGCUCCGGGGAGCCCACGCUGACGCCAGCAGGUGGCGGCKACGUGGCCCGUGGAGGCCCGGCACCCAUAGGCCCUCGGAGACCCCUGCGGGAGCUCGGCAAAUGUGGCUAUGGGGCCAGAAAAGGUGUCAUGGAAGGGUUCCUAUUCGAGCCGGAUUACCCCCCGGACCCCGACCACCUGUGGAGGUGGAACAUGCUCUUGUUUGUGGACGAGACCUAUCGAACCUGGUUGCCCAUCAUCAUCAAGAUGGAGGGUAGCCUCCAGGUGCUCAUGCGCCAGGAAGACUACCCCUUGGAAAGCCCUCUGAGUCCCACUGAGAUGACUCCGAGCCUCCUGCCUGUGUUGUAUCAGCUGUACCCUGAAAGAAGAUACCGAGGCUCAGACUCCAGCCUCUGGCGCAUAGUGUACCACAUYGAGUACAACAAGGUAGAGGACAUGCUCCUGGAACAGCUGCCGGCCCCUGAAUGA